Molecule: messenger RNA, 3566 nt
Organism: Heterocephalus glaber (naked mole-rat)
Lineage: Eukaryota; Metazoa; Chordata; Mammalia; Rodentia; Bathyergidae
Gene: Oprk1
Product: opioid receptor kappa 1
Biological process (GO): sensory perception of pain; G protein-coupled opioid receptor signaling pathway; neuropeptide signaling pathway
Cellular component (GO): plasma membrane; neuron projection
Molecular function (GO): dynorphin receptor activity; neuropeptide binding
Source: RefSeq, a predicted model, not a curated record
CGGGAGGUGCCUGGCAGCCCCGGCUGAGCCAGACCUGGAACGCGCGGGUCAACCGCGAGCCCUUCGCCUGUCUUCAGGAAGCAGGGGUGCUGCCUCUCCCGGCCCCGCGGCAGUCGCCCCGCCAUGGACUCCCCGGUCCAGAUCUUCCGGGGGGAGCCGGGCCCCACCUGCGCCCCGCGCGCCUGCCUGCUCCCCAACGGCAGCGCUUGGUUCUCUGGCUGGGCCGAGUCGGACAGCAACGGCAGCGCCAGCCCGGAGGACGAGCCGCUGGAGCCCGCGCACAUCUCCCCGGCCAUUCCGGUCAUCAUCACGGCCGUCUACUCCGUGGUGUUCGUCGUGGGCUUGGUGGGCAACUCGCUGGUCAUGUUCGUGAUCAUCAGAUACACAAAAAUGAAGACAGCAACCAACAUCUACAUAUUUAACCUGGCUUUGGCAGAUGCUUUAGUUACUACAACCAUGCCCUUCCAGAGCACCGUCUAUCUGAUGAAUUCCUGGCCUUUUGGGGAUGUGCUGUGCAAGAUAGUCAUUUCCAUUGAUUAUUACAACAUGUUUACCAGUAUAUUUACCUUGACCAUGAUGAGUGUGGACCGCUACAUUGCUGUGUGCCACCCCGUGAAGGCUUUGGACUUCCGUACACCCUUAAAGGCAAAGAUUAUCAAUAUCUGUAUUUGGCUUCUGUCAUCAUCCGUUGGCAUUUCUGCCAUAGUCCUUGGAGGCACCAAAGUCAGGGAAGAUGUAGAUAUCAUCGAGUGCUCCCUGCAGUUCCCGGAUGACGACUACUCCUGGUGGGAUCUCCUCAUGAAGAUCUGUGUCUUCGUCUUUGCCUUUGUGAUCCCAGUCCUCAUCAUCAUCGUUUGCUACACCCUGAUGAUCCUGCGCCUGAAGAGUGUCCGGCUCCUCUCUGGCUCCCGUGAGAAAGAUCGAAACCUCCGCAGGAUCACCAGGCUGGUCCUGGUGGUGGUGGCCGUCUUUAUCAUCUGUUGGACCCCGAUUCACAUUUUCAUCCUUGUAGAGGCCCUGGGCAGCACUUCCCACAGCACAGCCGCUCUCUCCAGCUAUUACUUCUGCAUCGCCUUGGGCUAUACCAACAGCAGCCUGAAUCCCAUCCUCUAUGCCUUCCUUGAUGAAAACUUCAAGCGAUGUUUUAGGGACUUCUGCUUUCCCAUUAAGAUGAGGAUGGAGAGGCAGAGCACUAGCAGAGUCCGAAACACAGUCCAGGAUCCUGCUUACAUGAGGGAUGUGGAUGGGAUGAAUAAACCAGUAUGACUAGUCGUGGAGAUGUCUUCUUACAGUUCUCCAGGAAGAGAUGAAUUCAAUGAUCUAGGUUUAACUCAGAUUACUACUGCAGUCUGAAAUGGAAAGACAGUUUUAUUAAAUUUGGAAAUCUCCUGCUCUGAAGUCAUCAGAUGCAGGCUGCAUUCACAAUCCAGCUCAGUGGAAACAGCGAUACUGUAGAGAUGGAGGACCAAAGGUCCUAGCAACAAACACGACGUGAGGCUGAUGCACGGUCCCUUUGAUGGAGAACAAUCUAGGCCUUUUUCUUCUGGUUCCCUAGAUUUAGCCCCCAUCUGUUGUGGCCUUCCUAUACAACUGGCUUCAAGGCUCUCUUUAAGAAAAAAAGAAAAGGAAAUAACAAAGUUUGGCUUCAGGGCUUCAUAGAUAUCCAAUCCGGAUGUUCAACACUGGCAGCAACAAGCUCAAAAAGAAUCAGAACCAUUUCCAGGGUUCAUACCUCUCUCUCUCUCUCUCUCUCUCUCUCUCUCUCUCUGCAAGAUGGAGAUGCAUUUCAUGUGGCUGUAUGGAGAGAAUUCCUGCCUAAGUAGGACUUGGACGCACUCUUGGGAUCUGAUGUUCACGUAUGAUAGAACAUUAUCUUGACAUUUGUAAACUUAUCUAAACAUAUAAAAGGUGGAUUCUAACAUAGUCUAAUAUUUUGAAAACUACAACUGUUGGGGUUUUCUUAGCAUGGACUUCAACUGAAUCUUCUGAUAAACACAUACCAUAUGUUAAGAACCAUAAAAUGGCUUAAAUACCACUGGAACUGUAUAUAGUUCGAUCUGUUCAUAAUAGUCUAUGUGAAAAUAAGAAAUGGGCUUCCUUUCUAGCCUGGAAAUUUCCCAAGGGUACACUAAUGACAUCCCCUGAAUUAUUAAGAAUUGAUGCUAAGACAUUUUGCUGCAAUGUCAGCUAUCUCUGGGAUAAUCAGUCACUGUGUGAUUUCUUUUAGACUCCCAAACAUAAUUUAAUCUUUCAACAAUGCUUAUAACUCAGUGUUAACAACCCCCAAACCUUUAACUCACUCUCAGAUUGGAGCCUUAGUGAAAGCUAAUUUAUCUGUGGCAUCUCUUCAUAAAUAUAUAACUAUUAACAGAUUCUUUUUGCUCAUAGAGGGAAGAUGUUUGAUUACAUACAUAUCAAGAUUUUAUUUUGUGGCUUCAGCAGGAAGCAGAAUUGCUUCUAAAUGUGUGAUGAAUGAGGACAUUAUGGCACUGGGGGUGCAUGAGCAUAUCUUGCAUAGUAUUCUGUGAAGGGCAUGGCUGUCGAGGAUAAUGACAUGAAUAGCACAUUUAGGAUAAUUUUGCUGCAACUUCCAGAUGACAUAUAAAUUCCCUCUUCUUUUCCAUAAAACUCAAAGUAAUGGCUUUUUCUAUAAUUUUCCUGGGAAGAAGAAAGGGAUAAUGUAGAAAUAAUACCCAUCUUUAAGCCUAUAUCUUAUGAAAGCAUUACCCUUUGCAAUUUGAUAGGGGCAUUGAAGGUGUAGAAUUAUAUAAUUACAGGCAUCACUGUAUCUAUGACUUCUGUUAAGCAUGUGCUUUCUCUGUAGUCUACAUUACCUCUCAUUCUGGAAAUGAAAUCUUACAUUGAAAGUUAUACAUGUGGCUUCAGAAUUUUGAUCAUGUUUGUCUCCAUUCCAGGUUUUUAUGGCACCUAACACAGAUGGUGUGAGGCAACAUAGUAGGGAUUUUUCAUAAUAAAAAAUAUAGCGCUCUUUUGAGUAUUUCUUAAAUUUCAGUGAAAUUCCUACUUGUAGGGCUGGCGAUUUAGCUCAGUGGUUCUGGCGCCUGCUUCUCAAGUGCAAGGUCCCGAGUUUGAUCCCUGGUACCAAAAAAAAAAAAAAAAUUCCUACUUGUGCUCAAAUUCUGGUAAAUGAAUUUAGAUAGGAAUGGCUUAAAUAUUGGCUAUUAUAUAAGAGGGAUAUCUACAUAGAAAGUAGUUCCAGUGACAAACCCUACUGAAAUAGGAAAUUGAAAAACCUCUUUCAGGAACAGCAAAGCCAAAAUGGAAAAAGAGUUAGCAUCAUGGAAUGAAAUUAUAUGUAGAAGAGUGUUCACUUUAGUAUUCCAUAUGCUAUUUCAACAUUAAGCGCCAUUAUUGGGAUCUGAACUUUUGCCUGAUUGUCCUGCAUAGAGAGAGUUGCAACCCAAGGAGGGAAAUGGGUAGCUAUUUUGCUCGUGAGAUGUGUUCCAAGCUCCUGAAUUACUGUUAACGCUGACUCCCUUCAAACUGAAGGAAGAGAGAUAAUGUGAAUGAGUGUCUUUUUAGGGCACUUCUUUUUUUUUGUGUGU